Messenger RNA from Aspergillus wentii DTO 134E9, 1212 nucleotides. Its product is annotated as NAD(P)-dependent oxidoreductase. NCBI's taxonomy places the organism in Eukaryota, Fungi, Ascomycota, Eurotiomycetes, Eurotiales, Aspergillaceae. The transcript is spliced from 2 exons. Bases 117 to 794 code for a protein of 225 amino acids. The record is from RefSeq and is a predicted model, not a curated record.
UUAGAAUGCCGCUGUAUACCAGCGGAUGUUACAAAUCUUAGAAUCAGGAGUCUGGGGCCUAUAUAAGCAAGGUGCCCUUUCUCCUCAUCCUGCUCUCUUAACGCUAUCAUCUCAGCAUGUCUGGAAGAAAUUGCAAGAAGAUUCUCAUUCUGGGUGCUACAGGCCCCACGGGUAUCUUGACAGUUCACACAGCAUUGGAACAUAAUCAUACCGUCACUAUAUACGCUCGCAAUCCUUCUAAACUCCCCGCGAGUAUUUCCAGUAACCCAAACGUCAGAAUAAUUCGUGGGGACCUGACCGAGGCAGAAGCAUUAUCCAAAGCAGUCGAAGGCCAAGAUGCCAUCGUAUCACUACUUGGCCCUAGUACUGGGAAUGUUGCUGGCAACCCCUUUACAGACGCCUAUCAGUUGAUUUUUUCCUUAAUGAAGCGAUGGGAAGUCAAACGAAUCCUUGCAAUGGGUACUUCGAGUAUUCCUGAUGAGCAUGACGGAUUCUCAAUCAUCGCUUUCUUAGGUGUCGCUUUGAUUCGGAUAAUUGCCAAUUCUGUCUAUAAGGAGAUCGUCGGCGUUGGGAAGAUCUUUGAAACAGAGGCUACGAAAGAUGGAUUGGAUUGGACUAUCUUCCGGUUGGGGUUCUUGAGCAAUGGUGCACCGCAAACACCUAAAGUUGGAUAUGUCGGAAAGGAUGGUUGGGUGAUAAAAACCCAAAGAGCAGAUAUUGCAACUUGGUUGGUCGAUGAGGUUGAGAAGAACAACUCUGAGUGGAUCAGAAAGAAGCCCUCGGUCUGGUCAUGACUAAGGGGGAAAAAAAAUUCCCUGGAAACUUCUUGAACCGACAUACGCCUGAGGCAAGGCGUAUUCCGGAGGUACAGAUACUAGAGGAAUGCCAAUGUAUAGCCAGGCCCUGAAGAGCUAGAUAAGGCCCUAGAGGUUGGAUACAGCCAUUUUGAGUAAGGCUCAAGUUUCGCGUCCUGAAUUGCUGUUGUGUUUUGUGACUGAUGCUUGCUACACUGUUUUCAAUCAGGAAAGGAGGAGCCGUACGAUAGGCGCGCAAGGACCUAUCGGCGGAUAUGACCUGCUCUACUGUAGGACCUUUCCUAUCAUAGGAUGGGACGCGUCCCACAGAAAAAUAGGAAGGACAGGAUAUAUAAGGCCACUCAUUCACAUACAUGUAUUUAAUUCUUUAUAAUUAAUUAACCUAAGUUACUAUAGG